AUGGCUGAUUCAAAACUGGUUAUACCAUUGGAAUCAAAUCCAACUAUAUUCACAGAUUUAGCUCAUAAAUUAGGUGUAUCCCCUAUCUUACAAUUUCAUGAUGUUUAUUCUUUAACUGACCAUGAAUUAUUAAGUUUUUUACCUCAACCAAUUUAUGCUAUAAUAUUAUUAUUCCCAUUAACUAAAAACUAUGAAACUUAUAAAACUCAACAAGAUUCUCAAAAACAACCAUAUUCAAAUGAAAAUAAAGAUAAAAUUAAAUGGUUUAAACAAACUAUUGCAAAUGGUUGUGGUUUAUAUGCUUUAUUACAUAUUUUAUCAAAUUUGCCCCACGAUUUAAUAAUAAAAAAUCUGAAAAUUUCAAAUAUUAUAAAUCAAAUAUCAAAUCAAGAUUUAACAAUCGAUGAUGAAAGUAAAAUUAUUGAAAACUUAGAAAAUUCAAUUAAAUUAGAUGAAAAUUUUGGUGAAAAAGGUACUACUGAAAUUCCUGAAGAAGUUAAUUUACAUUUUAUUACAUUUAUAAAAUCAAAAGAUAAUCAUUUAUACGAAUUAGAUGGAAGAAGGAAUGGUCCAAUUGAUCUUGGAGAAUGCACUAAAGAUUCAAUAAUUUAUGAAGAUUCAGUUACAAAGAAAAUUCAAUUUUACAUUGAUCAUGCUGAUGAAGAGAAUAAACAUAAUUUUGCUUUGAUGGCAAUUGGUCCAACACUAGAUUAA
Molecule: messenger RNA, 714 nt
Organism: Insectozyma verbasci
Lineage: Eukaryota; Fungi; Ascomycota; Pichiomycetes; Serinales; Debaryomycetaceae
Source: the annotation of a GenBank genome assembly